This is a messenger RNA of Xyrichtys novacula (pearly razorfish), 2737 nucleotides long. The record is from the annotation of a GenBank genome assembly. Lineage: Eukaryota; Metazoa; Chordata; Actinopteri; Labriformes; Labridae.
AUGAGAACCAAACUGAAGGAGAGUCAGAACCGACCCGUUAACAUGGAGGACGGUCAAACUUCGAGGUGAACCUCCUCGUGUUUCAUUUUUCAGUUUAGUCUCUGAAGCAGCUGAAGUGGUUUCGUUAGUUCGUCUUUGACUCUUUUCACCGCAUCCUGAACGGCUACAAAAACGUCGUAUCUGACGAUCAUAGCUGAUCGGAACCAUUCAAGUUCAUGUCAAGGCCGAGUUUCCGAUAGUAGAAUAGAUUUUAGCUCUUGUCCGGUCUACCUCCGUUUUAAGCGCCCGUUAUUCCUCCAGAGUCUCCGGUAUUUACGUUGUUUUCUUGCUUGUGUCGGCAGUCGUGGCCAAAGGAGGAUUCAGACAAUUUUCCGAACUUUCUGGUUGGUUUCUACUGUCCGAUAUUGUAGCACGCUAACUUUGUUUGGGCUCGUAAAAGUUAUUCUAGGACUAACACUAACCCCCGACCUCCACCUUCAUCCUGAUCGUCUCCUAAAAGGUCGUAUCCUCCGAUCGUAGCUGAUCGUAAACAUUCAAGUUAACGUGUCAAUUUACACCGACUUCUUUCCGUUCCUCAGCUGAUCACAAGAGUUCUAAAGUUCUAAAUUAUUUUCUUCUCCCUUUUUUCUGUUCUAAAUUUUUUCUUAAUUAGAACAUUUAUUUAAGGUCUUAAGGGAUCAAUAAAGGAAUAUUCUAUUCUAUUCUAUUUUUUCUGGACGCCGGAGCAUGGCGGAUAAAUUCAGCACAGAUUAACCCGUGCUGGAAAGGAAGUCGGGCACAGACUUCAAAAUAAAACAUCCUGCUUCUUUUCAAAAUAAAACAUCCGUGUUUCAGGAGGAUCGUAUUUCACACCAUGCAAACGGGCGGAGACGAACAAGUGAAAGGUUUUUAGACGUCAUUUCACCCCGAUGACACCAUGGAUGAGGAGAUGCUGAUUCUAGAAGUCUAGAAGUAGAUUUCCUCCUCUGGAAGGACACAAUCUACUGCUUAUAUGUCUAUGUGUCUGUCUUUAGAGAGACAACUCGUUAUCGCGCGAUUGAACGUGAAUCUGCGGGUUCUUGUGAGUUCUCGUGAUUCCCGCUGUCUGUAAUCCUCCCCAACUGUGAACUCUCCACUCGGCCAACUACCUUUAACAGUCGUACUGCUGCUUUAAGAACGUAAUGUCGUCACGACGUCGCUGAGUGGCGCCACACCUGUUGGGAAGACGAAGAGGAGUGGGCGCCAUUAUUGAGUUGUCGUUAUUUAUUUAUAUCAAACGAAGUUUGUUAUUUUAACGGGUUAUUCGCCGUUUUUAGAGCUAAAAUCCGCUUUAUUUCGAGCAUCGGCGAGUUCCGGAAGCUCCUGCCGCCGUUUACUGCGGACAUCCCGGCGGAGACGGCGACGUUUCCUGGUCGGCGGUUGUCGGACGGCUCCCUCCCGUCGGGCGGCCCGGUGCGGCCCUCCGGAUCUCCGAGAGUCCCCCUUCUCCUCCUCGGUCUGCUGCCUGUCAGACUACAGCCGGUCACUUCAUCUCCACGGACUCUUCGGUCAACGCGACGGUUAGAAACGGUAAAGAGAAACAUUUUAAAGUGAAAAUAAAGAGAGAAGACCGAGGAUUGAUGUGAUUAACUGUGAUUAACACUAUAACUGUGUGAAAACUACCAUAGAGACUGUGAAUGAAGGAGCUCCUCUGAGAAAAAAACACUCACUGUUUAGUUAAAACACACACCUGAUAGAGUUCUCAUUCAUAGAAGUACAAUUUUAUUUCUGUCAUUACAUAGAGAGGGUUUUCAUCCAUGUUUUUCCUGUUAAGGAGUAUUAUCAGUAUUCUGAUAAGGAAGACUAUUUUUUAUGGUGUAUAAACAAAAACACAAAAACAUUUAAUAUCAGUCGAUAGAUAAAAGUUAUUGAUAAUAUUUGGGAAUAUCAGAAUAUCGUUGUGUUUUGUUGCGCCUGUGUAGUCAACAUUUUAUAAUCUUUGUGCAGUCUGCUCAUUCUUAAUGCUGACUCAUCGUAUUUAAAGCUGACUCACUGCAUUAAAGCUGACUCAUCGUAUUUAACGUUGACUCACUGUAUUUAAAGCUGACUCACUUAUUUAAAGCUGACUUAUUUAAAGCUGACUCACUGUAUUAAAGCUGACUCACUGUGUUAAAGCUGACUUAUUUAAAGCUGACUCACUGUAUUUAAAGCUGACUCACUGUGUUAAAGCUGACUUAUUUAAAGCUGACUCACUGUAUUAAAGCUGACUCACUGUAUUAAAGCUGACUCACUGUAUUAAAGCUGACUCAUCGUAUUUAACGUUGACUCACUGUAUUUAACGUUGACUCACUGUAUUAAAGCUGACUCACUGUAUUAAAGCUGACUCAUCGUAUUUAACGCUGACUCACUGUAUUUAAAGCUGACUCACUUAUUUAAAGCUGACUCAUCGUAUUUAACGUUGACUCACUGUAUUUAACGUUGACUCACUGUAUUAAAGCUGACUCACUGUAUUAAAGCUGACUCAUCGUAUUUAAAGCUGACUCACUGUAUUUAAAGCUGACUCACUGUAUUAAAGCUGACUCACUGUGUUAAAGCUGACUCACUGUGUUAAAGCUGACUUAUUUAAAGCUGACUCACUGUAUUAAAGCUGACUCAUCGUAUUUAACGCUGACUCACUGUAUUUAAAGCUGACUCAUGUUUAUUUUUGUACUUCAUCAGAUUUUCGGAGAACAGACUUUGAGAGUUCCUGAGGAUCACAGAGUCACAGACCGUCACACAG